GGUGCCAAGCUCCCUGUUAUCUGGGCUUGUUCCUGCUUUCAACAGAUCCUGAGUAAAGGUAUUUCACAUUAAAAAAAUCUCCUGUAAAAAUAUUGAAAAGAAUGGCAGCAGAAACUCAAACACUUAACUUUGGACCUGAAUGGCUUCGAGCUCUGUCCAGUGGUGGGAGUGUGACGUCUCCUCCCCUUUCUCCAGCACUGCCGAAGUAUAAAUUAGCAGACUAUCGCUAUGGGCGAGAGGAAAUGUUAGCACUUUUUCUCAAGGAUAACAAGAUACCUUCAGACCUUAAGGAUAAAGAAUUUUUGCCUAUUCUCCAGGAGGAGCCCCUGCCACCAUUGGCACUAGUACCUUUCACAGAAGACGAACAGAGAAACUUUUCCAUGUCUGUAAACAGUGCCGCCGUCCUGCGACUGACAGGACGAGGAGGAGGAGGAGGAACAGCGGUAGGGGCUCCUCGAGGUCGAAGUUCCUCUAGAGGUCGAGGUCGAGGGAGAGGUGAAGGUGGUUUUUACCAAAGAAGCUUUGAUGAAGUAGAGGGUGGAUUUGGUCGAGGUGGCGGUGGCAGAGAAAUGCACAGAUCACAGAGCUGGGAAGAAAGGGGAGACAGACGGUUUGAAAAACCAGGGCGAAAAGAUUCAGUGAGACCAAACUUUGAGGAAGGUGGGACAACAGUAGCAGGGAGAAAGCAUGAAUUUAUACGUUCUGAGAGUGAAAACUGGCGCAUUUUUAGAGAGGAACAAAAUGGAGAUGAUGAAGAUGGAGGCUGGCGACUAGCAGGAUCACGAAGGGAUGGAGAGAGAUGGCGUCCACACAGUCCAGAUGGUCCUCGAUCUGCAGGUUGGCGAGAACACAUAGAACGUCGGCGAAGGUUUGAUUUUGACUUUCGAGAACGGGAUGACGAGCGGGGUUACCGCAGAGUGAGGUCUGGCAGUGGAAGCAUCGAUGAUGAUCGGGACAGCCUGCCCGAAUGGUGCCUGGAAGAUGCAGAGGAAGAAAUGGGGACAUUUGAUUCCUCUGGGGCCUUCCUUUCCCUAAAGAAAGUACAGAAAGAGCCCAUUCCUGAAGAACAGGAAAUGGACUUUCGGCCUGUUGAGGAGGGGGAAGAGCGCUCAGAUUCGGAGGGGAGUCACAAUGAGGAAGCCAAAGAACCCGAUAAGGCUGCCAGCAGAGAGGGGGAGCGGCUGGAUCGAGUUGCUGCAGAAACUUCAGAAGAAACAGGCGGGCCAUCAUCCCCAUGUGCCAGCCCUUCUGAGCGUCAGCCUCCGGAGCCUCUGCAGCCAAGCCUGUUUGAGAGGAAGGAGGAGAGCAAAAUUGAGCAACCAGAAGAGGAAAGCCAGCCUGAGAGCUCCCUCCCCACUCAGGGGCCCAACCGAGGAGAAGAACUGGUCCCUGCUGUCCAGUCUUUGUCACAGAAUGCUUCAGACCCAGCUUCUCCUGGUCUUCUUCUUCCCCCUCCUGUUGCCAGUGCAGGCCCUGCUCUCCGUCCCACCCAGACGCCAGCCAUAGGUGCUCCCGGCAUGAGUAGUGUUUCUGCAGACCCAGAUGAUGAAGAUGGCCUCAAACACCUGCAACAGCAAGCAGAAAAGAUGGUGGCCUACUUACAGGAUAGUGCCCUGGAUGACGAAAGAUUGACAGCAAAACUCCAGGAGCACCGAGCCAAAGGAGUCUCAAUCCCCUUGCUGCAUGAGGCCAUGCAGAAAUGGUAUUACAAAGAUCCACAAGGUGAAAUUCAGGGUCCAUUCAACAACCAAGAAAUGGCAGAGUGGUUCCAGGCAGGCUAUUUCACGAUGUCCUUACUGGUAAAGAGAGCUUGUGAUGAAAGUUUCCAACCCCUUGGUGAUAUCAUGAAGAUGUGGGGAAGGGUUCCCUUCUCCCCAGGCCCAGCACCCCCUCCCCAUUUGGGAGAAUUGGACCAGGAACGACUAACCAGGCAACAGGAGCUCAAUGCCUUAUACCAGAUGCAGCAUCUCCAAUACCAGCAAUUCCUGAUCCAACAACAGUACGCCCAGGUGUUGGCGCAACAGCAGAAAGCAGCCCUUUCAUCCCAGCAGCAGCAGCAAUUGGCAAUGCUCCUUCAGCAGUUUCAAACUCUCAAGAUGCGAAUAUCAGAACAGAAUCUGAUUCCAUCUGUUACUAGGUCUGUGUCAGUUCCAGACACUGGCUCUAUUUGGGAGCUUCAGUCAACAGCUUCACAACCUACAGUCUGGGAAGGUAGUAGUGUUUGGGAUCUUCCUCUUGACACAGCGGCUCAGGGACCAGCUCUUGAACAACUUCAACAACUUGAGAAGGCUAAAGCUGCCAAGCUAGAACAGGAGAGAAGAGAGGUGGAGAUGAGGGCCAAACGUGAAGAGGAGGAGAGGAAACGGCAGGAGGAGCUCCGGAGGCAGCAGCAAGAGGAGGAGAGGAAGCGCCGAGAAGAGGAAGAGCUGGCGCGAAGGAAACAGGAAGAAGCGCUCAGACGCCAGAGGGAACAAGAGAUGGCCCUGAGGCGACAGAGAGAGGAAGAGGAGGAGCGGAGGCAGCAAGAGGAAGCUCUGAGGAGGCUGGAGGAGAGGAGAAGGGAAGAGGAGGAGCGGAGGCAGAGGGAGGAACUGCUGCGCAAGCAGGAAGAGGAGGCUGCCAAAUGGGCCAGAGAAGAAGAGGAAGCUCAACGUCGGCUUGAAGAGAACCGACUGAGGAUGGAAGAGGAGGCAGCCAGGCUCCGGCAUGAGGAGGAGGAGCGAAAACGCAAGGAGAUGGAGCUCCAACGACAGAAGGAGCUGAUGAGGCAGCGGCAACAGCAGCAGGAAGCCCUUCGGCGCCUCCAGCAGCAGCAGCAGCAACAGCAGCUUGCCCAGAUGAAGCUUCCAUCUUCUUCCACGUGGGGCCAACAGUCUAAUUCCGGGGCUUGUCAGUCUCAGACAACACUAUCAUUAGCAGAAAUCCAAAAGCUAGAAGAAGAACGAGAGCGGCAAGUUCGAGAAGAGCAAAGGCGACAGCAGCGGGAAUUGAUGAAAGCCCUGCAGCAGCAGCAGCAGCAGCAACAACAGCAACAGAAACUGUCUGGUUGGGGCAAUAUCAGUAAACCGGCAGGUACAGCCAAGUCACUGCUAGAAAUCCAGCAGGAAGAGGCCCGGCAAAUGCAGAAGCAGCAGCAGCAGCAGCAACAGCAGCAGCACCAGCAGCCUAACCGAGUCCGAAACCCCCCGCACUCCAAUCUGCACACCAGCAUCGGCAAUUCUGUCUGGGGCUCCUUGAACACUAGCCCCCCCAGCCAGUGGGCCUCAGAUCUCGUCAGUAGUAUCUGGAGCAACGCCGACACCAAAAACUCUAAUAUGGGAUUCUGGGAUGAUGCUGUGAAAGAAAUGGGACCCAGGAACUCCAGCAAGAACAAGAGCAACACCAGCCUCAAUAAGUCUAUGGGGGUUUCAAGCAGACAGAACAAGAAGGUAGAGGAAGAAGAGAAGCUUCUGAAGCUCUUCCAGGGAGUCACAAAGGCCCAGGAUGGAUUCACUCAGUGGUGUGAGCAGAUGCUUCAUGCGUUGAACACAGCCAACAACUUAGAUGUUCCCACAUUUGUUUCUUUCCUGAAGGAAGUAGAAUCUCCUUAUGAAGUACAUGAUUACAUCAGGGCCUACUUAGGAGACACCUCAGAGGCUAAGGAGUUUGCCAAGCAGUUUCUCGAGCGUCGUGCCAAACAGAAAGCGAACCAGCAGCGGCAGCAGCAGCAGCCGGACUCUGUGUGGGCCGUGAACCAUAGCACACUUCACUCAGUGUUUCAGACCAACCAGAGCAACAACCAGCAAUCAAACUUUGAGGCCGCGCAGAGUGGGAAGAAGAAGAAGAAGCAGAAGAUGGUCCGAGCAGACCCCAGUUUAUUAGGUUUUUCAGUAAAUGCAUCAUCAGAGCGACUGAAUAUGGGAGAAAUAGAGACUUUGGACGACUACUGAGCACCUGCACACCGACUGGCCACUUCCUAUGUCUGUUAACCAUGGAUUCUCCACCUUUGGACAUCACCCUUUACCAUUUACUCUCUGUCACCUUGCAACCAACCAUCACAGAACCCAUCAUCUCAGGCUUUCUCUUCUAACCCUUUCUGUCCAGGACUCUGAGUGGUCCUUGUUGGCGAGCCUCUCGGACAAUAGACAAGUGGACUGAACUCUGUCUGUUGGGUGGGUGGUAGCUGGGAUUCUUCCCCAACAAGGAUAACCACAGACAGCAGGUAUUCACCAGGCUGUGACUCCGUCUGCUUUUCCUGGAAAGUCCGUUGGAAUCUGCCAACAGCAGCCUCCUUUCCCCAUCUCUCUUUUUUGGCUGGGGCAAGGGGGGAAUCUAACUUGUGCAAUCAUGGAGAGAGUUUAUGGUUAACAGAUGUCGGUCAAUAACAACACACCCCGUGGAUUGUGACUUCGUGCUCCUUCAGGGUGGAGCCAAACGGUGCCCCCCCUCCCCCCCAAACUAGGAGCAGCACCGCUAAAGCUUAAGGGCUUGGAGGGGGGGAUUAGCUUGGAUUGGUUUGAAGUUGCACACCCCUGGCCUGCCUUCUCUGAGCAUCCUUUUGGAAGGAAAGUUCAAUUCUAUCUUCAUCAGGCAGUGACGUCAAAGCCCGCCGAAUUCUCCCUCUGGCACACUCCUUCCUUCUUGGACAAAGGAACUUAUGAUCUGGGAGAGGGACUUUUUUCCUUAAAUUUUCUUUCUUAUUAAAAACUGAUUUUUUCCCAUAAAUAUUUUUACUUCAGAGGAAUAGGACCAGUUUGUUUUGGGCCCUUCUGCUGAGAAUUUGUCUCGUUUAAGAGGCAACUAGGAUCUUUACCAGAUGUAUGUAUUUGUCGAAUUUCCUUUUGGGUGGGGAUGAACCUCGGCUCCUGAAUACACAAACCCGGAACCGUAGCUGGUUAUUCAUGACAGUGUGUGUGUCUGUCUGCUUGCAACCCUGCCCUGGAAAAGGGUGUGUUAAAGAUUCUGGACUGGCAUUUUAUCCUAACCUGACCAUCUACAGUACUUUUCUUCCUGGAGACCACUGAGGGGCGGGAAGGAGGGGAGGGGCAGGCGGAGGAGAGCUCCAUUGGCUGUGGUUCCCCUUUGGUCCUUCGCUUCAGCUCCAGGUGUGAUCAGCAUCACUUGGUAAAGGAACCCUUGGAUUCGCUUUGCUUCUGCCAAGAGUUAGACGACCCCCUCCCUUUCCCCCAGAACAAGCCCUACCCCUUGAGAUUGCCAAUUGCACUUAGUUUCUGACCUCUCCUUUCUCCUUCCACGUUUUGGGAACGGUCGGAGUGUGCCUGUGGGAGAAAGUGCUGCAGCCAUUGACGUGGCUCUGUGGGAAGAAGGCACCUUCUCCUCUCCUCUCCUCUCCUCUCUUCUCCCCGCCAUCAUUGCCUGAAGAAGAGCCUGGAGUUGCUCUGAGAGCAGUUUGGCUUUGAAUGAUUUUAUUUGGUUUAUUUUGUUUUUCUCCUUUGAGAACACCACCCCUCUUGUCCCGGCCCCCUCCUGAACAUGUACAGUUCACUUCAGAGACUGCUGCAAACGUGUAUAUAGUUUUUGGAUCCAAUGGCAUGGCGAGACAGGAGACACCAUCCACAAUCGGGCUCCUGCUCUCCUUUGCUUUGUAAAUUCUUAAAGGGGGGAAGAGGGAUAGUUAAAAUGUUUACAAAACUUUAAGCUCCCUCGGAACUUUUGCCAGUGUGGAGGAAAAAAGAGAACUUAAAUAAAGACAGUUGUAUUCUAUCUAA
Messenger RNA from Gracilinanus agilis (Agile Gracile Mouse Opossum), 5708 nucleotides. It is a transcript of the gene GIGYF2, whose product is annotated as GRB10 interacting GYF protein 2. The coding region runs from base 102 to 3929 and encodes 1275 amino acids. Gene Ontology annotation, molecular function: protein binding. Gene Ontology annotation, cellular component: vesicle; membrane; proximal dendrite. The transcript is spliced from 28 exons. Lineage: Eukaryota; Metazoa; Chordata; Mammalia; Didelphimorphia; Didelphidae. The record is from RefSeq and is a predicted model, not a curated record. Gene Ontology annotation, biological process: insulin-like growth factor receptor signaling pathway.